CAUUCCUGAUCCCUUGAUGUAAACAUUGGGAGAGCAGGUGCAGACGUUUUCGGCGAGCUUUCCUGCAGCUGAAAAUCUUUUCUGAAUUUGCGUGAUAUGACUGUAAAAGCUAAUGAAGGGUCGAAGAGAGAUCACCCUAAGUCCUACAAUGAUCAUUCUAACAAGAGGUCGGUUGACAACAAGCAGAAUGCAAAAACUAAAAAGGAGAAAACUACGUCGCCGCUCACAAAGGUGGUAGUGCGUCGCCUUCCCCCAGCCAUGACAGAAGAGGAGUUCUUGGAAGUGGUGUCGCCAUUGCCAGACCACGAUUACUUUAUGUUCUCUUUCACGGAUAGCAGCCUUGGAGCUCAUGCGUACAAUAGGGCAUACAUCAACUUCAAGAACGUAGAUGAUGUGUAUACGUUUAGGGAUAGAUUUGAUGGCUAUGUCUUUGUUGAUCAGAAAGGUGAUGAGUAUCCAGCCAUGGUGGAAUUCGCCCCCUUCCAAAAGAUUCCGAAGCGCUCGGGCGGAAAGAAGAAGGAUGCAAGGUGCGGGACUAUAGACGAGGACCCAGAUUUCUUGGCGUUUAUGGAGUCACUCACCAACCCCACGCCGGUAACACUGCCCAAUUUGGAGGCGGUGUUGGAGGAGAUCCAGGCGUACGACAGGGAGUUGAAAUCCAACAACGGUGUCAUGAAAGUGAAGACCCCCUUGCUGGAAUUCAUCGAGCAGAAGAAGGCGGAGAAGCUGCGGAACAAAGAGGAGAAGAAAGAGGAGCGUAGAAGGAAGGAAUUUGAGAGGAAGAAGGCGAGGGAAGAAGAGAAGAGAAAGAAGAAGGAGGGGAAGGAACACCACAGGGAAACGAAGAAGAGGGAGGAUCACAAAGAUUCGAAAGACCACAGAGACGACAGCUGCGUCAAGGUGCUGAGACCAGAAAGAAUAAAGGAUGAACAUGCACCAGAGGGGAAGCAAGAGAAGUCACGCACAGAACGAGAUAAAGAGAGGGCAGAGAGGGAAAAGGAGAAGCAGAGAAGAAGGGACGAAGAUAGACAAAGACAGCGAGAAAGAGAAAGAGAGAAGAGGGACAAGGAGAGGAUGUUGAGAAAAGAGAGAGAAAAAGAAGAAAGAAUAAGGAGGCAGGAAGAAAGAAUGAAAAUGAAAGAAGAAGAAAUGGGCAGGCAUAAAGAAGAGGGGAAGGAGGACUGGACCGAAGACAAGCCGCAUGUAAGCAAGACCGAAGGAACGAGGUCCAAACGCUACAGCGAAGGGAGAAGAAAAGAAGAGAGAGAGAGGGAGAGGAAGUUCAAAGAGCAGAACGACAGGGAGAAGAAAGCAAAAGAUAAUGCCGACGCUGAAGUUAAGAGUCAAGCAGAUGAGAAGGAUGGUAAGAAGGUGGUUGUUGCAACCAAAGCUCAGGAAGAGCAAGGGCAAUCCUCAGAAAAAUGUGAAGAGAAAAAAGUUGGAAAGAUGGUGGAUAAACAAGAGGACGUGGAGCGACAGGUAGAAAAGCAACCACGCAAAAGAAGGGAGAAGGACCCCAGGGUUGAGAGAAGGAUAAGAAAUAAGGAUCGACCAGCCAUGGCACUAUAUAGGCCUGGGCAAUCGCGAUUGAGCUCAGGCCACUCAAGAUCUGAGAAGGAGGAUGGAGGCGACACUUGUUCAUCUAGUCCAAGCCCAGUCAUGCUGCAAGGAGAUUCAAAUGUGUUCUUUGGCCAAGGAAGCAAGGACGAGCCUGAGGAGCCAAGAAUACAAGAGGAUUUGAAUGGGGUGAAGAAUGAGGUCAAUGGGGAGUCAGAUUUGGGUAUUUUGUAGGACUGUAGCGAUCUGCAUUGGUGUAGUAUCCUGUGCAUCACGUAUUGAGUUUAAGGGUUGUCUCUUUUCAGUGUACUUCAAGUAAUUUGUGGUAAUUAGAUAUUUUGGUUCAAGGGUAGCACAAUUCUGUUUUUAAAUCUCAUAUUUGUACAAUUUCUAACUUUAUUGGGGCUUGUCCUGUCUUGGAAUGACUAUUUGAUUAAUUUAUUUCGGGAGAGGGUGGGAAAAUGAGGGAAUCCAGAAUGGGAAAUUGUAGUUAUAGGAAACUGAAUACCAAAGUGGGUCAAGAGACAGUCAAAAUAAGUAUUCAACUACACUCACUUGGAUUGUAUUUACUGUAUAACAGUUGAAGGCAGUAUUUGAUUUGGUGUUGGAAUGUAUUAUGUGUGAAUUGGUAUUCCAUGAAAUAAUCUCAUUAUUAUAGAUGGUAUUUAACAAGGUGUACAAUGGCAUUAAAAAGUGUGAUUUAUUUGUCAGUUGUGGCAGGCUAUUUGUCCAACUGUGAUGUAUUAAAGAGCAUAUAUUGAAAAAGUUACUUUGUAAUAAGUGAUGCAACCUUAAAUGGUUAAUAUUUAUUUUGUUUUAUACUUGACCUUAUUGAUAUUUUUCAUUGCUUGAAUGUACAUCUGCUAGUUCAGAAAGUCUGGGUAUCACCACCCAGGCAUAGCACAGCAACUUUCUAGCUCAAAAAUGCAUUUUCUUCAUGACUUUUGACUUGACUUCAGGAAAUACAUGUUGGUUUGGCAGUAAAGAAAACAAGAUCUUGUAGUUAUUGUGUUAUAACAUAAUUGCCUUUCACACAUUGUAUUGCCAUAGCCAUAGUUGUGAAAACUGAAACCAUUGUCUAAUAUUUUUAACAAGGCAGAUCUUGUCAUGGUUUCUUAGUUGCCAUUGCUUGACACUACUUUAUACGUUUCUCCUUUUGAUGAGGGUGGAACUGAAAAAGGAGCAGAGAAGGAAGAAGAA
This is a messenger RNA of Penaeus chinensis, 2757 nucleotides long. Its product is annotated as regulator of nonsense transcripts 3B-like. NCBI's taxonomy places the organism in Eukaryota, Metazoa, Arthropoda, Malacostraca, Decapoda, Penaeidae. The transcript is spliced from 7 exons. Bases 97 to 1791 code for a protein of 564 amino acids. Gene Ontology annotation, molecular function: mRNA binding. The record is from RefSeq and is a predicted model, not a curated record. Gene Ontology annotation, biological process: positive regulation of translation; nuclear-transcribed mRNA catabolic process, nonsense-mediated decay. Gene Ontology annotation, cellular component: cytoplasm; nucleolus.